GGCUGAGCUGUGACUUCACUUCAAUCUCAUACUCAAACAUACAAGAAGUACUAACGGGCCGUUGUUGUGAGAUACGAUUUCAAACAAACACUUGUUGAACUCUUUUUUUUUCAUUUCAUACUUGUUUCUGCUCAUUUUUAAAAGAUUGUUUUUAAUCGUGAAAGCGGCGUUUUUACACCAUGCGGCGAUUAUUAGCCGCCGCCGUCCUCUGGUCGCUCCUGAAAGUGUCACUGUGUAUUCAGGUGAUCGUCCCCCAGCAGGACCGCAGCACUGCUCUUUUUGCCUCUGUGAUUCUGCGCUGCGACUUCUCAACAUCUGCAAGCCUCCAAGAUGUACUGGUCACCUGGAGGUUCAAGUCCUUCUGUAAGGACCCUGUACUGGAGUACUACUCCACAUCUUACCAAUCAGCACUUCAGCUGGGCCAGGAUCCUGCUAAUGACUGUCCCGAUCGCCAGCGCACAAUUCGUACCGUGAUUCAGAAGAGAGGAAACAAUGAGCCCAUACGCGGUGCAGAAUACCGUGAUCGCAAGAUCUCUAUCCAAGACAAGGCUGAUCUGGUCAUCAACGAGGUGAUGUGGUGGGACAACGGUGUGUACUUUUGCUCCGUUGAUGCAGCCGGAGACACCACCGGAGACUCUGACAAAGAAGUCAAACUUAUUGUUUAUCAUUGGUUAACCGUACUUUUCAUCAUCAUCGGAGCUCUGCUGCUCAUCAUCUUACUUGGCAUCUGCUGGUGCCAGUGUUGUCCUCAGAGAUGUUGUUGCUAUGUGCGCUGUCCCUGCUGCCCACGGCAAUGCUGCUGUCCGGAAAAAGCGGUAAUGCAGCAUCGUAUGAUGAAGGAGGCUCAGAGGGCUAUGGCUCCAUGGGUGGGAGGACAGCCUGUAUAUGGACCAAUGACCCAGGCUUCCUCCUCUCAAAUUAACCCGCUACUAUACGCAGGAUCCAUGUCAGGGAAGAGCAUGCCUAUGAAGCCCAUGCCACUGCCCCCACCACAGUCGUCAGCUUAUAGCCUACCGGCGCCGAGUAUCCACGGCAGUCACACACCUGCCAACACUAAUCACAUGCUUGACUACAUGGAGAGUCAGGUGAGGGGUUUGGACAUGACCAGUCCCAUGCUUCAGGCUCAGCCGCCUCCACCUCCUCACAUGACACAGCUUCAACCUGCCCCCCAGCACAUGCCCAUCAGCGUCCCCUUUUCAGCCGGCCCUCCCAGCAUGAUUUCUGGUCUCGGUGACAUGCCUUCAGAUCGCCGCAUCAUCACCCUCCCGCCGAUACGUGAGCCAGGCCGAGUGCCGCCCCCCGCACCUAAGACUCGCCCUCCGAGCUCCAGCGACAGCAGCCAUGGCGGUUUCGGACGAGGGGAGCGCAGCACGCCGGGUCGACGGUAUCCUUCACCUACGAGAUCCAGAGGCAUUCCGAGGAGCUACAGCGAGGAAUCACUGGAUGGGCAGCCACGUGGCGGGCCACGAGGAGGCAUGGAUCGCCCUCGAUCCCGCUCUAGGGAUGAUCUCUUUGAUAGCAGGUCCAGAGGGAACUACAACCCACGGGGAGCAGGUCGGGCGGGAGGGUCCUGGAGCUCUGACGAUGAGGACAAUUAUCGGAGAGGAGGAGGAGGAGCAGGAGGAAGAGGAGGAGGAGGGAGGAGAGGUGGCGGAAGCUGGGGUGAGAAACCUCCCGGCUACACUGAGUACGAGCCUGGAAACAAACCAGGACCAAGAAGGAACGAUCACUACUCUGUUAAGAGCUAUCGCAGUGGCACCAGCGUCGUCAUCUGAACGGAGCUGUGAAACGCCCUUUGACCUCUGUUUCUGUUUCUGAGCUCACGCACACCUCACUUGAACUGGGAGUUGUUUGCAGCCCUGUUGUCAAACUCCUGGUUAAUUUGAAAUACUGUACCCUAUUGGCCAUCGGGGUUUAGAAAAAAAUAAAUGAGUGGCCGAAUAAGUUUUCAGAAAAUAUAUGAAAUACAGGAGUAAAAUAUUGGCCUCAUCUGAAAGCAUCACACCCGGGAGAAUAGAAAUCACUCCUGCCUUCCUGGGAGCAUAGAAAUGCUUGGAAAUAGAUGUCAAAUGUAUGAAGGCCUUCUACUGGAUGAUCAGUGAAAUUAGAACAUUGUUGAAUGUUGCUGCUUUUUUUUCUAUGAAAAGAUGUUUGAAUAUUUCGUCAAUGUCGUUGAUAUCUACCUUAAAGUCCAUGUACUAACAGUUUAUUUUUCUUCACUCUUCAGAAAGUUUAGCGCACUAAUUGAACACGUUUGUCUUACUAUUCAUGUUUUUUCCCCCACUACUCAUUUCACAUUUGGCCUACUCAUAUUCCAUUAGCAACAACUGGUACAGGGACUUAAAGCUGGAAAUCAAGGAUAUUGAAUAACUUUUCAAACCGCUCUUCAUAAUUAUUAAAGUUUGUGUUUUUAGAAUUGUCUUAGUUAUUCUUUCCAGGAAGUGACCAACUUUGUCUUUAUGAUAGGAAGGAUGUUACAGCUCUUAAAGGGCCAGUAGUGCUUGAUCACUGAACAAAAUACUGCAACUGUUACAUUAUGUUGAAAUUAUUUAAAGGGACACAGUGCUUGAUUUAUAUAUAUAUAUUUUUUCCCCCUUAAUUUUGUACAAAGUUAUCGCUGUGAAUCCUUGAAAUACAAUGGUGAAGCUUUUUUUGUACACUUGCAUGUAAUUAAAGCCAUUAAAGUGUAAAUAAUUGACAUACAA
Molecule: messenger RNA, 2705 nt
Organism: Hippocampus comes (tiger tail seahorse)
Lineage: Eukaryota; Metazoa; Chordata; Actinopteri; Syngnathiformes; Syngnathidae
Product: immunoglobulin-like domain-containing receptor 1
Exons: 9
Coding region: 180-1775 (531 amino acids)
Cellular component (GO): plasma membrane
Molecular function (GO): high-density lipoprotein particle receptor activity
Source: RefSeq, a predicted model, not a curated record